AUAUCAUUCACGAGGUGUGCAACGUGGUGAUGUUGAGAAAUGUACAUUGGAAUUUAUCGAUUUCUUAUAAUUACCGAACCUUAACGGCACCUCUGCUAAUAAUGUUAAUGGAAUUUCGCACGAUUAAUCAUUUACCAUGUCAUUUUCAUAUUAAAAUUAAUUAAAAGUUAUAUAUUACUUUUACGAUUAAAAAUACGUUUUUCUCUAUAUAGAAGAGUUGUUGAUGCAUAAUCAGCUAUAUAAAUUGACAUAAAUAAAAAAUUACCAUCGAUUGUAAUUAAUUUUUUUAAGUGUUAUUAGCAUACAAAAAAAUAUAACCUAUUAAAUUAUUUUUCUCAAGUGUUUCAUAUUUUUGUCACUAAUUGUUGCUUAUAUCAAGUGAACAUAUAAAAUAUUGAUGAGCAGGCAACCGGCAUGCAUUCAACCUUCUGUGUGCGCAAACAGGUAAAAAAUAUAUAUUCUGAACACGUGUCUUAAAAGAAAGAGAAUUCACAUAUGAUUUGUAACGCUUCAUCGCUUCGACCUAGCGUAUUUGUCAAUGUUUAAAGGAGAGGAAACGGAAGAAGAAAUAUAUGUCCUGACUACGCAAUCAUCCACGAAGUUAUGUCCGCUUCUUGUCAAAGCUCGUUCAAACUUCCGUCCAGUCUGGCGAAACAACAAGCUAAUUUAAAAUUUCCCGAUGCAGAGAGUAGUUUGUAAAAACUGUGCCAGCGGCGUCGCAUGAAGAAUCAAGAAGAGCCGACGGUCCACCCAUUAAGCGGAUAGAGAGAGGCGGGAUUAUUCCUCUCUGCAAAUCCACGGUCUAAUAGUUCGCAAAUAAAACAAAAUGCAAAUUGAACUUCAAUCCACUCCUACGAAGCGCUGCUUGGUUAAACUUACCUUUAAGAAAAAUAAACUUUGACUCACGUAGCCGCCUUCAAGCGUUUUAACGCUCACUUCGCGCUCUUUUCCGAUCUUAAUUAGCUGAUGAAGUACGAUGUAAAUAUCCGGGGAUGUAUGCAAGUAACAAGCACAAUCUGUGCGCAAUUACAUUUCUGUUUGCUUGCGAUCUUUAAUCUUUACAAAUUUCCACAAAUACAAUGACGUAUGUGGUACUCGAUUCAAAUGAAUAUACGUAAUGUAUGAUUUGUAAAAAUAUAAGAAUUAAAAUAAUAGAUAAGAGACAUCAAAGCUAUACGUACCUGUUGUACGCUAAUUAUAACACAUGCUACAUUGAGAGAAAAGUUCUUGACUUUUUAAAUUAAAUUUAAAUUUUGUCACACAUCAUUAAAAAAAUAAAUAUUUAUACAUUUAAGUAUAUUUAUUUAAUUUCAUAUAAUUUUAAACAUUAUUAGUCAAGUUAAUUUUCUUUUUUCAAGUACAGAUUGCGAGGAAUGACAUGUUGUAGAAGCUUAUCGCUAUGUAUCACUCAUCUCUAUCUAAGUCUCAAUCGAAAUAUUAUGUAUACAAGAAAUAUUAUGUAUACAAAAUUACACCAAUGAACGACCGUGUCGGCAAGCGUUGGUGCUGCCGAUUAAACUCCGUUAGUUGUAAAGAGAGUUGCAGGGAAAAGUACAUUACGAAGACGCGACCGCGAGAAAUGGCAUGAUCGCACGCAAGAGAGUCUGAACGAUGCGAGUCUUUCCUCGAGUAUUACGCCGUAAUUCGUAGCAAAUGGUGCAAAGCGAAAUAGCGUUUCUCGUACAAAUACAUCGCGAUACAACGUGAAGCGAAUAAUGCGUCGCGCAACUUGCUCCGACAACAACGGAAUAUUAGAAUACGAGAAUCGCCAUAUUUCCGCCGGGCAUGUCCAAACUACAGAGCCAAUGUCCUCAAUAGUAACAACUCACGGAGCGUAUCGCAUUCAAGAGAAAUUAAUUUCCCUUAGAAUAUAUCCAAAUUAGGUGACCGAGUCCGUGUAUUCAAUUGAACCAAUAAAGCCUACCAGCUAUUCUGACUAUAUUGCAAUUAUUUUCAUUUCACAGCUGCAUUUAAACUUGAUUACAUUGUGCUUCUCUUUCUCUCUCUCUCUCUCCUCCGUGUUUCAAAAUUCUGAAAAUCAUAAAAAAUAAUAUUGCCGCAAAUGUAACAUUCGAGGUACUUGCGAGAAACAAUUAUAACUAUUUAAAUUUUAAUUAAAAAAUUUUUUUAAUAAUUAUGGCUGGUAAUAAAUUAAAACGUCACAUACAUAUAUAUAUAUAUCAUAUAUCUUGAAAUAGUAGUUACAUUAUCCAAGUAGAACACUUCCUGGAAAAAAUUUAUGUUUCCCGCUAAUUGAUCAAUACCAAUGAAAUUCACGUACGUUAAAUACCUUCGUUUGUUCUUUCAAUGGAUUACAACAUUAGGGACACGAUCCCAUUUCGGAGAAUGUUCAUUUUUUUUAUAGUGAGAGUUAUCGAUAACGCCAAUGGAACAGUUAUUUGGUUUUUUCUUCUUUUCGUAAAAAAAUUGUAGAUAUUUUAAAACUGAACCAAACGAACAAUCAAACGGUGUGAUAUAAAAAAUAGAUAGGCAAGAGAUGAAUCUGAAACUGUGAUGGUAAAACUGAUAUUAUUAUUUUAUUAGCAACACAGCGCUUUUACUUUUGUACCAUAACAAUACAAUAUUUAUUAUUAAACUUAAAAUACUUUUUAAAGUGUUACUGGCAAUAGAUUUUACACGUGGCAAAUAAUCUUAUCAGAUAAGUCUAUUUCAACAGCCAUUGCAAGAGAAACGCAUAAAACUGAGCAACUCAAAUUAAAAAAAAACUCUAUUACUUGUUAUACAAUAUGUUUAUUUAAAAAGAAAGAGGAAGAGAGAGAGAGAGAGAGAAAAUUACGAGCACAGCGACUGGCUUAUGUAGCCAGUCAUUAUUUCGUGAUGAGGGCCGAUCGAUCGGGCGAGUCGGAAGACUCGCCUACAAACCCGCCGGAUGUUCGCCAAGCGUAAGGAGCAAAUAUAUAUUAAAAAUAUAUAACAAGCAAACGCAGUCUUUGAAACAUUGUUCUCCAUUAUUCUUUGAACAUAUCCAUCAUGAGCGAAAUAAAAGUACAAGUCGCUGAAGGGAUAUUGACCGGUAUUGUCGAAGAUAGAUAUAAUAUUCGUUACUUUGCUUUUCGUGGAAUACCAUAUGCCAAGCCUCCAAUUGGUGAACUCAGAUUUAAGGAUCCAGUACCAGCAAAACCAUGGUCCGGUGAUAGAGACGCCUCGAAGAACGGAAACAUGGCCGUUCAAAUAAAUCUUUUCACACACGCAAUUGAAGGCGAUGAAGAUUGUCUUUAUUUAAAUGUAUACACCACAAAAAUCGAACCAUUGGAAAAGCGUCCGGUAAUGGUGUGGGUACACGGUGGUGGCUUUUUUAUAGGUUGCGGUAAUGCAAUCUUUAAUGUCGAGCAAUAUCCCGAUUAUAUCAUAGAGAAAGAUGUCGUAUUGGUUAGUUUAAAUUAUAGAUUAGACGUUCUAGGUUUUUUGAACCUCAAUGAUAAAGUGGCAUCGGGUAAUCAAGGUUUGAAAGAUAUAGUUUUGGCGUUAAAAUGGAUUCAAAAAAAUAUAUCAAAAUUCGGUGGAGAUUCAGAAAAUGUCACUAUUUUCGGUGAAAGUGCUGGUGGAGCCAUCGUACAUUGUCUAGCUUUGUCUCCAGUAACUAAAGGUUUAUUUCAUAAAAUUAUUGCACAAAGUGGCGUUGCCACAAAUCCUUGGGUUUUAACUGAAUGGAAAAAUAAAACAACGAACAAAAGUUUUCAACUUGCUGAAAAGCUUGGAAAGACAACAUCAGAUCCAAAGGUCGCAUAUGAGUUUCUAAAAACAAUUGACGCGAAGAAACUCAUAGAAAAUUCAUACAUGUUAUUUGCCGCAGAAAGAUUAAGUUUUGAACUACAUUUUACACCCAGUCUUGAUUACGAGUCAUCAGAUCCUUUUUUUCCUGAACAUCCAAAGGAAUAUAUAAGCCGUGGAAUUAAAAUGCCUUUUCUUUUAGGGCUUACUCGUAAUGAAGGGUUAUUUUUUACAAGUAGCAACAUUUUCGGAGAAAUAAGCAUGGAACAGCUGGAACAAAUAAAUGCUAAUUUUAAAAAAGCAAUACUACCAAAAGUAUUAUCCAAAUUACCUGAAAUAGGAAUCACAGUUAACGAAUUAAAAUCCUUAUAUUUUGGAAAAAAUAAAAUGUCAAAGGAAACUUUGAUAAAUUAUGCAAAUUUCAAAGGAGAUGAAUUUUUCGUACGCGGUAUAAUGGAUGUACUUCAAAUACAAAAAUCUACUGGUAGUUACAAAUCGACAUAUCUAUAUCAUUUCAAUUAUGAAAGUAAUACUUCUCCUAUGAAAACAGUACUACAACUUGAACUUCCAGGUGUGUGUCAUACUGAAGAAAUAUUUUUCCUAUUUCGUCCAGAAAUUAAGAACAAAUUUAACUUAUCGUUACCCAAACGUAAUUCAGAAGAUUACAAAAUAAUAAAUCAUCUAACGCAAAUGUGGACGGAUUUUGCUAGAACAGGAAAUCCAACGCCCAUUACAAAUUUAUGGUUACCAUUAAGCGGUCCACAAAACAAAGACUAUAAUUAUUUAAAUAUUGAUAUAAAUUCACAAAUGAAAAUCUUUCGUCACGGAAAGGAACGCUGGGAUUGGGAAAGUUACAAUAAAAAUUAAUAAUAUUCUAUCUUUGCUGAAGUAUAAUCUGAUAAAAUUUAAUUUCUUUAUCAAAA
Messenger RNA from Monomorium pharaonis (pharaoh ant), 4655 nucleotides. RefSeq names its product esterase E4. The transcript has 9 exons. The coding region runs from base 2992 to 4599 and encodes 535 amino acids. Lineage: Eukaryota; Metazoa; Arthropoda; Insecta; Hymenoptera; Formicidae. The record is from RefSeq and is a predicted model, not a curated record.